This is a messenger RNA of Aspergillus homomorphus CBS 101889, 1029 nucleotides long. RefSeq lists its product as uncharacterized. The transcript has 6 exons. The record is from RefSeq and is a predicted model, not a curated record. NCBI's taxonomy places the organism in Eukaryota, Fungi, Ascomycota, Eurotiomycetes, Eurotiales, Aspergillaceae. Bases 1 to 1029 code for a protein of 342 amino acids.
AUGGCUUCUUUCGACACCGAUGUGGAUUUCAAUGAGAGUCGCGCCGCCGAGAUCAAUGCUGUGGGGUGGGUUUUCAUCGGCAUCGCCAUCGUCGCUGUCGCCUUAGGAUGGGAUGAUUUCUUCAUCUUCUUCUCAAUGGUGAGCACUGAGCCUCAUUGCUGCGGCGUUGUCUCGUACGCAGUGACCUUAGGGCUCGGCCGUCACACUGCUGCUGUUGUGGCUGACCAUGGCAUGGACCGGGUUAUCCUGACUGCCAAAUGGCAGAUAAUCGCAUUCCGCGCCUUCAGCUUCCCGAAUAUCUCCAUCGCCAUUCUCAUCACCCACCUCCUCGACCCCAACCCACUGCGCACCCGCUGUCUCUACGGCAUGGUAACGAUGCAGGUCGUCUUCGCCAUUAUAUCCGUGUUCAUCGUCUUCUUCCAGUGUCGCCCCACCCAGAAACUGUGGAAUAGUGCCCUGGACGGCCACUGCUGGGACGCGAGCGUGUUCGACGACUUCCAGUACUGGGUCAGCGCCUACACGACGGUUACGGAUGUCGUGCUGGCCGUGGUACCCAUCAGUGUGUUCUGGAAGCUGCAGAUGCGUUCCUCGACGAAGGUGGGCGUGUGCAUCAUGAUGGGGCUGACCCUUCUCUCGGCGGUCGUGACUCUUGUCAAGGCCGUAUACUUGCAUCUGUUCACUUAUCACAUCGAUCCCUUGUAUAACGUGGUACCGUUAGUAAUCUGGGAACUCAUCGAGCAGAAUGUUGUCAUCGUGGCAGCCUGCAUCCCGACUUUACGGCCCUUCUUCCGGCGAGCCUUUGGAUCGAAUACCACAAGCAGCUAUCCAUAUUCUGGGUCCACAUACAAGCUUUCAACCACGCCGAAGCCGACCGCUUCCAUGCGCCUUCAGUCGGAGUCGGAGUCGCAGUUGGCGCCGGACUAUCCCAGUGAGCAGGAAAGUAAGGGUGGCGGCUUCGAUCAUGAGAUUUGGCGGACGCAUCAGGUGCAUGUCUCGGUACAGCCGAAUCACACAGCACAUGACACUUGA